AUGGCAGCCUCCCUCAAGGCAUUGCUUGUUGAUGAUAUGGCAGUUGAACGCAUGGUUGUCUCCUCCAUGCUGCGCAAGUUCCAUUGUGAGAUCACCCUGGCGAAGAAUGGGAAAGAAGCUGUUGAUAUGUUUCUUGAGGGCAAUGAGUUUGAUAUUGUUGUGUGUGAUAAGGACAUGCCCAUAAUGACCGGUCCUGAGGCUGUUGUGAAGAUCCGUGCUAUGGGAGCCACAGAUGUGAAGAUCGUCGGGGUGUCUGCUGAUGAUAACGCCAUGGAGGCGUUCAUGUGUGCCGGUGCUGAUGACUUUGUGCCCAAACCAGUGAGGCCUGAGAUUCUGCAGCCUAUGGUUCAGGAGGUCAUCAACAAGAAGAAGAAUUAA
This is a messenger RNA of Triticum dicoccoides, 378 nucleotides long. Its product is annotated as two-component response regulator ORR42-like. The record is from RefSeq and is a predicted model, not a curated record. Bases 1 to 378 code for a protein of 125 amino acids. The transcript is spliced from 2 exons. Gene Ontology annotation, biological process: phosphorelay signal transduction system. Lineage: Eukaryota; Viridiplantae; Streptophyta; Magnoliopsida; Poales; Poaceae.